GUUCUCAUAUAAAGGAUAAGUAUCCGUGCACUCGGGUAGCUCACUCUCCUCUGGCAGACGCGCUGGAUACUUUUAUGAUGCGAAAGGGAAGCAAGUGAGUCAAAGGAGAGGAGGCAGGAAUGCGGAUCAAGCAACUCAUCAGUUUUUAAAAAGAGAAAUGCUGUAGUCCAGCUUCCUCCUCUCAGCCAAUCAACACCCAGAUUCAGAAGCACACCGGCAUGUGGCUGUUGGACAAACUCCGCCGGUCCGUAGAUGGCAGCGGGUCCCAGUCCCAUCCCUCGCAGUCCCAAGAGGCCAUCCCCAUCUCUGUGUACACCAACGUCCUGACUCCCAACCGGAUUCCCGACUUCUUCAUCCCACCCAAGAUCAUGUGCUGCCCCCCGGAGGCGGCCGAGCCCCUCACCCCGGAGCUGAAGCGGCGCUCCACUCUGCCGUGCUCCGCCUCCGACCAGGUCAUCUGCAGCCAGAGCCCGCGGGGCCGGGGCAGCCGGAUGCCCAGCAGCCCCCAGCUGCUGUCCCGCCUGGCGGGGGACACUCGCAGCCUGCUGAAGUCGGCCAACCGCCACAUCAUCCAGAUAGAGAGCGCCGACGAGCCGGGGGGCGACGAGCCGGGGGUCGCCGGGCGCCUCGGGCCGGGCGGCGGGGACGCCAACACCAACGCCGACCCCCAGUCGCAGAGCGCCAUGUCCCUGCCCUACGUGCCCAAGGCCCAGACCUCCUACGGCUUCUCCACCCUGGUGGAGUCGCCCCACACCCGCCGCAAGGAGAGCCUGUUCCACAGCGACCCCAGCAGCCCCCUCACCUCGCCCAGCGCCCAGCGCCGCCAAGGGGGCAGCCACCUGUCCCCCGCCAACCCCAACCCCUACCGCUACUUCAGCGGCGGGGACACCAGUGACACCUGCUCCUCGGCCGAGUCCUCCCCGUUCACCUCGCCCCUCCUCACCCGCUCCGCCUCCCUCAUUCGCUCCCUUACCCAGGAGACCAAAAUUAAGAUGUCUCGCGCCAAGCGCACCUUGGGCCGCCACAGCUCUCUCUCCACGGACGAGUGCAGCUCGGCCGACAACAGCCCCAGCGUGCAGCGGCGCCGGCUGCGGUGCCCCAACUCCCCGGCCUUCCGCGGCCUGAAAGGCUCCGGGGCCCGCGGCGCGGGACCGGAGAUGCUGCAGCGCCAGCACACGGUCAACCUCCACAAGGGGGGCACGCUGCGGCUCAGCACCCACUACGACGCCGAGGCCUCCAUGCUGCGGGUGCGCGUGCUGACGGCGGAGGAGCUCUACGACCGGCAGACGGACGUUAAGAGCAUCAACUGCUGCGUGGCGCUCUACCUGAACCCGGGCAAGAAGCAAAAGCAGCGCAGCACCAUCAUCAAAAACAGCCGGAACCCCGUGUUCAACGAGGACUUCUUCUUCGACGGGCUGAGCCCGGCCCAGGUGAAGAGCCUGGCCAUCAAGAUGAAGGUGGUGAACAAGGGGACGAGCCUGAAGAGAGACCUUCUCCUCGGGGAGAGGGAGGUGUUACUGAGUGAGCUGCUGUCGGGCAACUAGAGGGUUUUGGGUGAGGAUAACUCGGGCACCGACAGAGGAUCACCUCUCUCCAUAUGUGGGCUGUCCGCUCUGCCUUAAGGUUGAAACACGCUUCGGCAAAAGAUAUGUCAAUGUUGGUGUAAACUUGGGAAUAGCGUAAGCAGAGAGUAAAUGUUUUUCACACAAACAGGAGACAAUAGGAAGCCGGUGUGUAAACACGUUAGACAAAGCCUGGAUGGGCAAGGUAGGAUAGCUAGUAGCAACACAGUAGGCCUACUCAAAUGAAGAACCGACAUUGUCGAUGGGAUGAACAGAGUUCUUUGCAGAUCUGUGUCAAAUUGAUCAAAGUCUUUCUUUGAAUUGAAUAGAUUAACAAGUUAGAUCUCAGAUUGUGUGCUUAAAGAGAGUUUACAGACUUGAAGAAACAUGUUUCAUGUUUUGGUUUACACACCCCUUAAUUCACUGGUUCUCAAUGUUGGGGUCAGAAACCCAUUUAGGGUCCCCUGAUGUGUGAGGUCGCAGGAGAAGGCUGAUUUAAGCAAUGGAUAUUUGAUGAUCCAUUUUAGCAAAUAAUUGUGUCACAUACAGGCUCAUAGUGGUCCUGUACAGACGAACUCACUGCCUAAUGACUCAUAGCCACGAGCAAACUAUUCUUAAUUACUUAAUGUGGGGAAGAGAAAUGCGAUCAGGUUUAAUGGGAUAAUGAUAUUACCGGCAGGUGUUGAUUGGUCAAAAACUGUUUGUGUGGCAGCAGAUACAUAAAAGUUAAUGUUUGAGGUCGCAAAUAUUUUCAGAGCUAGAUAUGGGGUCAUAGGCCAGAAAAGGUUGUGAACCACUACGGUAAGGUGUGUACAAGGUUACACAGCAUUUGAUUUGGGAAAACAAAACACCAGUUCUGAACUCAAGUGUUUUCCACCAGAAUGUGGAAAACACUCUGCAGGUUCAAAAUAGCUUAAUUUGACUUAAUUUAUGGUUGACAAAUUCCCUCCUGCUAAUGCGUUUAUGUCAAUUUCUGAUCUUUGUGAGGUUGCUUAGUAACAUAUGUUGUUGUGACACAUUACCUGAUAAUUUAGGUGAAGGUGUCUGGUAUAUUUUUGUAUUAAGAGUCUUAUCAAAAGUGAGUUUUGCAUGUUGGAGCAUUCAAGAGUUAUAUGGAUAUAUAAAAACUUUUAUAUUUUUCAAUUUUGUUUUUACUUGAUAGUGGAUACAUUCUAAAUAUAACUGUUGAUGUGGCUGAUCUGUUGAACCUGAAAAUAAACACAAAAAGAUCAUCACUUUUA
This is a messenger RNA of Gadus macrocephalus (Pacific cod), 2803 nucleotides long. RefSeq names its product C2 calcium-dependent domain-containing protein 4C-like. Lineage: Eukaryota; Metazoa; Chordata; Actinopteri; Gadiformes; Gadidae. Bases 219 to 1544 code for a protein of 441 amino acids. The transcript is spliced from 3 exons. The record is from RefSeq and is a predicted model, not a curated record.